CAUAUAAUAAAACCGUGCUAUUAAAAGUUUACAGUACAAAUAAUUUUGAUAUUCAUAUAUUUGUUAAAAUCAUUGAACCUGAACAUCCUAGCGUGCAAACCGCCCUGCGCGUGUAAGUGUGGUUAUCCAGAUUUCGCAGAUUACCAACGCAGCCCAAUCAACCAAAAUUAGUAAAAAUCCGGUGAAAAUUUGUUUGUUACGCACACCCCAGCAUUGUAAUGAUGCCGCCACGCUCGGAGAGUCCAGUGCGUCGAUCUGCAAACAAGCGCAAGAGUUCAACUCUCGAGUCCAUUGAGGAGAACGAGACGGUACGCUCUUCCUUGGAUCUGUACAACUGCAAUAAGCUGAGCAUAGCCAAUGCCUGGGAUAUAUCGUUGAUUGAUACACUGGCCAAUCUAAUGGAUAGCCCUCACAAAAAGCUAAGCAGCUUCAGGAUGGCUGGCUCUUUGCUGCAGGUCUUGUGCAAGGUCUACGGCCUGCGUGUAGACUCCAUCUACAUCGAUGCAUGUCGUAUAUCGGCGGGUUUGAAUGCUCGCACCUUGACGGGCUUACCUGAGGGACCUCCAGGUGAUGGCGAAGAAAGGAAUUUAUCAACGUUGGCAAAGAACAAGGAAAAGUUGAAUGCGCGUUUGGAUAUGGUACCCAUGCAGGACCCUAUAUUUGCAAAGCUCAAUUCGACGGUGGGCUCCCUCGAUGCCCCCGAUCGAAUGAUGCGCAACAUUCUGCCCAGCGUGGACUUUGAGAUGCGGCUACGCCCGACUUACAAAUUCUUUGAUGACACCGAGGGGACGGAUGAGCUCAUGGAUAGCGAAACGCUGAGUGCUGGCGCCAAGGAGUGGCCCGAUGAAGAGUUGUGCAAUGCGGAAUGGCUGCACAAACUGUACAACCGUACGGAUGAUCUAAAUCUGCGGCCACUCCACACGGGUUAUGUGAUAACCAAUCCCAAUACCCCCCCUAACCAAGCCACAGUCGGGAUCUAUUUCAGAGGCGGUCCCUUCAUAUGAUGACGAUG
Messenger RNA from Drosophila miranda, 1012 nucleotides. RefSeq lists its product as uncharacterized. The record is from RefSeq and is a predicted model, not a curated record. The coding region runs from base 219 to 1004 and encodes 261 amino acids. Gene Ontology annotation, biological process: mitotic chromosome condensation. Gene Ontology annotation, molecular function: chromatin binding. Gene Ontology annotation, cellular component: condensin complex. Lineage: Eukaryota; Metazoa; Arthropoda; Insecta; Diptera; Drosophilidae. The transcript has 3 exons.